CUCAGAUGAUCUUGCUGAGAAGAAAGAAAUAAGUCUUCACGUAUUGUAUAUGCCAUCAAAUUUCCUAAGCACUUCAAAUUACAAGUUCUAGGGUUUUCGGGGGUUUUUUUGACUGCAUUGACAUAAAUGCAUUCUUCUUUCCUGUGUCUUCUUGCCUUCAGGUUAUCUUUUAGGUUGUGCACUUGCAGAUCACUGUUUCCAUACAGAUGUUGGGGCCUGCCAUGUGACACCAGCAGUCCUUCUAUAGCACUUAUGAGGACAGAACCCUCCAAGUUUUAUUGGUCACCCUCCUGUGUUUCCCUCCCAGCCUAAUGAGAAUGAAUGAUGUAGGCUGUCUGUGGAGGGAAGGAUUUUUGAAGCAGCUAAUAUUAGCAUUUUUAGUUUCAUUUUGGAAUAGAUAAGCAGGAAAUAGUUGUUAGUCGAUAAUUAUUCUAAGAUCGGGCGGGGUGAAUGUCUGGGGGGAGCUUUGAGGACCAAUUUUACAUGAGCACAGCAGGAUUAUUAUUUUCUCCUAUUCUGGAUUUGAAAUUCCAAGCUACUUCUUACAGUCAUGCAACAGAACAUGGAAUGCUAAAGCUCUAGCUUUGUGUGCUUGCCCAACACGCUCAAGGGCACAGCUCAAGCCUUGAAAUUCAAGUUGUAAGUGAGCUACUUUUGGAUAAAAGGCAUUUAAGGCAUGUUUGAAGUUCAGUGUCAUUUAAUUUCUCCAUGUAGGCCUUGGACUGCUGAGAGGGAUUCAUCUAAUUGGAAAGGAUUACAUCAGAGCUAAUUGUCCUGAGCUCCCAUUAUAAUUUGGAGAGAUCCACGCAGUGCAGUGUAAGAAGUGAUCCAUGUCACCCUAAAGAAGAUGUUUAAAGAAGGCCAGAUAGAUUGCUUCCUCCAAUUGCUUGUUUCUUUUCACUGACAAUAAAUGGAGUCCACAGAGACUAACUGAAUUCUAAAUAUCAGCAUGCUAAAAGGCCACAUCCCCCAUCUGCUUUGCAACUCCCUCAGCGAUCUCCAAAUAGUUUUGUCUGCCUAGGAGAACUUUUUUUGGAGAAUCCACUUGGGCCUCCUCAUUCUGCCUCACAGUAUGGGCUAGCUGUUAGUCUAUCUAAUCUCCUUCCACUCAGUUUCUUAAUUAAGGUAUGUUCUCCCCUGUAAACACUCUCGUCUUGAUAAUGAACAGACAUAAUGAAUAUAAGUCCUUUUGUCUCUUUAGCAAAUGUUGAAUAUCAGCAUUUCUCUCUUUGCUCAGUUUUAUUAACAAACAUGUUAGAAAAACAAUGGCCCAGCACCGUUCUUCACGUCAUACUAAUUCUUUACUAUCUACAGGCCUUGCAGCAUACUGGGUGCUUGAAUACUGUGCUUACAGCUAGACUAUAAAGCAGAGAGAGAGGAAAGGCCAAAGAAUCUCCCCUGUUUAGGGAGAACAGCCAAAUCCAUAGAAAUCAGGUCUCCGUCUCUCAAUGGACAGGCUGCAUGUGUUCCUAGCCAGCGAUCCAUCCCCAGUAGCUGUCCUGUGCCUUGUGUUGUGUCCAUUGCAUGUAUUCCACAAUCCCCAAUAUUUUACCCAUGUGGAUCCUCGCAGGCUUUACAAGGACCCUUAAGGAUUGAACCCAAAGUGACUGAGAUUCGACACACAGUGUCUGUUCCGACAUUCACCCUUAGAGUUCCCCCGCCAUCUGUCUUCCUCAGUGGACCAAAGGGUUUUCCUUCUUUUGUACCACAUCCCUUUUGCAUGGCUGCUUUCUUUGCUGUAAUGGCUCCCCAGCUUCAGAGGAGUUGAUGGAAUCUUAAGUCUACCUUUCAUGAAGCUCCAGUACCUUCCUGUGCCAUUUUUGUCCAUUUUCGAGAGGCAGAAGACUGGCUAGGAGAGAAAUAGUUGUCUGGCAGGAUUUACACAUGUAUGCACCAAGCCUUACUCUUGAUAUUCUCAACUCUGGGGAGAGUGAGAACUGUCUAGAGAUCAGAGGUGGAAGGGGCAGGAGGAGGACAAGGAAUGGGGAAUCUUCAACAAAUAUUGUCACAGAGAGUUUUCACUUCCAUGUUUACAAGGGAGCCAAGAUCAUCCUCUUCCCGCUGUGCAUACCUAGAACCAGUUGCUAUUUCCUUCUAAUUCACAUGACAUACAUCUCAGUCUUCUGCAUCUUCCUGUAAUUCUUGUUAGACCUUGGUGUUUUCUUUCCCUGCUACAUCCUCUCCUGUCUCUCUACAAAGAAAGGCUUGUCUUUCGUUGUGUCUGCUCUGAGUCCCAUAUAAUGGGUAUACCCAUAUAAUGAGUAUGUUACAUUCUCUCCUAUGCAUGCAGUGAGAACACACAAAAAAGCAAGUCCUGACCAGUUACUGGGCUUAGUGUGGGAAUUACUGGGUAAUUCAACAGUCUGCAUCACUUCACGGUUUUGAGGUUUUGCCUGUAAACUAGGGAGAAAAACAAAGUAGCUGAUGUAUGUGCCAAAUAAGGUGUUCAAAUUUCCUCGAGAAGUUACACCUUUUUAUUACUUCAGCUUGACUCCCAGCAUAUGAAAGCACUGCUUUAACAUAAUGCCAUUCAUAUGAGGAGGCACUAGCAAUCAUGAGAAUGGCCACAGAAAUUAGGUGAAGUAGAGCUUACUUGCUAAGAAAUUGAGAAUUGAACAAUAGUCUUGAGGAAAAGCUGACUGUUUUGCACAGUGCACAUUCAGGUUUCUAACAGGGGUGGAUUUCGUUAGACCGUAUCCCCUCACCCCUGGUGCUCCUACUCCUACUAAUUUUCGACACACAGAAAAGGCAACGAAUUCCUCAUCCAUGACUCCUGCUUGCUCAGUAACUUUCUCUGUGGCCCCCCCUCUCAAGUAAAAAGCACUUUGUAGCAGAACUGAACUGGGAGUGUGAAUCUUUCUGGGAUUUAGGACUGCAGUAAGUGGAGGAGGCUCCCACGUUUGAAUUAAUGAUUCUUCCUGUGGGAAGUGGAUAGACUGACAAAACUGCAGAUCCUUCCUUAGCUGGAAAUGGAUAUGUAAACUUCUAAGAGGGACAUGACUGUUCAAGCAGAGAUUUUUUAGUUGAUUAAUCAUCCCAAAGAAGAAUAUGAAUUUGAACUGGGCUGCACUCAAAUGCACCUAUAUAAACCAUGCUAUAGCUAAUUGUUAUAAUACUUCAAUUUAAAGAUGCUGAAUUAGUUGAAAGCAAUUGAGUACUUCAGCUCUAUGUUUAUGCAAAGAUGAGAGUAAAUGGUUAAUACAAUAAUAUGGGUGAAAUUGUAAAUACAUAUAAAUUUGGAAUUCUAAGUAUAGGGUGAUGGUUACAUCCUGUUAAGAUAGAGUUAAAAUCCUUCUGCAGACAGCCACACCUGGUUCUGGCUAAAUAAGUGCCUUUGAAUUUAGGGCUUAUUCAAACACAGGGAAACAGUUCAAAAUAAGUCAGCAAGCAAGUGCUAAGUUUCUGGGCAAUACAGUUUUUUUCCUGUGCUAGUCAGCAGCUUCCACUGAAAAAUUGUAUUUAAAACAAUUCCAGAGUCUCAGGAGAGUGUCAGAGAAGAACGGGAGCUUCCAGGCAUGUCCAGAGGACAAGCCAGGGGAAAUUAUGCUGUCAUUCUUGAUCAGGUUACAGUUUCUGAGCACCUUCGAGCUUGUGAUGAGUAAAUCUGUAUCAAGGCUACUGCUUUUCCAGGAUGACUCCGUUUCUUUGUGUUUGCACACUAAGGACUGUUUUCAGGUUAGCACAAAUGAAAUUAAUGUGAAGACCAGAAGGUGUCCUUCCGGUGUUGGCAUGUGAUGUGACCAGGAGGAGGGCCAAGCCCGCCCCAAAGCAGCUCUUGGCAUAGGCAGGCGUUCUGCUCUGAGUCACCCUUGGGAAUCCUGAAUGACAGGAACUGGGUGGAACUAAGUUAAACUCUCCACGUCAAAAUCAUCCUGCUUGUACAGUCUGUUACACAGCAGCCCCGGCUCAGCAACAGGGAUAAUUUUGCUGAAGAAGACAAACUUUCAAACUGGGGGAGCCUAGAUAGAGCACGUCUCACAGAUAGACCUCAAAGGGCUUGGCAAUUGAGAUAAGAGCGACCUGAAGAUGAAACUCUCUGCCACCUAUGAGCUGUUAGUGGAUGGUGUUGGGCCAUGGGACUUCACUGGAGGCUUUGUUCCUUGUGAGCUGCUGCUUACUGGAAAAGAUGCCUACCCUGUGCUUGUGAGCUCUCAGAAACAAGUUCUGAUUGCUGUUUCACAGUAUGGGAAGGGGCGGAUGGUGGUUGUUUCUCAUGAGGAAAUCUUGAAGGACUCCAGGUUUUCCCAGUUUCUCAGAAAUGCUGUGGACUGGCUCAAGCCCUCCCCUGGGGCCCUGGUUGGGGUCCAUCAUCAUUUGGAUUCUCUCUCCCAGCUGCUUCUCAGGGCUGGCACCAAAGUACAGGCUGGGGCAGAGCUCAGCACCGCUCUGGGGGUGUACUGUAUGGAUGCCUAUGACAGUACUCAUGCAAAGAACCUGAUUCACUUUGUAAAGGAAGGUGGGGGCCUGCUCAUUGGAGGCCAGGCCUGGUACUGGGCUAGUCAACAUGGCAAGGAGAAGGUGCUGUUUGAAUUUCCUGGGAACCAGGUGACCAGUGUGGCUGGUGUGUACUUCACGGGAAACGCUGUGGAAAAGGGGAUCUUCAAAGUUGCGAAGAAGAUACCAAAGAUUCCCUUACUUGUCCCACAUCAUGCCAAUCUCAGCCUUGACGCUGAGUUUCUCCUGCAUGGUGUGUCAGAGCUGGAUGUUGUGACAGGGGGCGUGCCCUCCGUCUUGCUGGUGCAUGGUAUACUCUCCUUCCCACUCUGCUUGGACAGCUCGCACCGCUGCCUCUUAGCUGCAGCACGCUAUGGCAAAGGGCGUGUUGUGGUGGCAACUCAUGAGAGUCAGCUGUUCUCCCCAAAGCUGGCUGGAUUCCUGCUCAAUGUUGUCCAGUGGCUGGAUGCUGGGAAGAAGGGGCUGGUGGGUGUGGAUGUCAGCCUGAAGAGACUGUGUAACCUGUUCUCUCAAGGAGAGGUGAAGUUCCAGGUGUCACACCUGACAAGCGAUAUGAGUGUGUACUGCUGUCCUUCUUACAGCGACAGAGAGGUGGAGAAGAUUCAUGCUUUUGUGGCAGAGGGAGGCGGCCUGCUGACUGGAGGUCAGGCCUGGUACUGGGCUUCCCAGAACCACAGCAAAGCUGCUGUGGCAGAAUAUCCUGGCAACAAAAUCCUCAACCACUUUGGGCUCAGCAUUCUGGGUCUGAAUGUCCAGGCAGCUAAAUACCCAGCUGUGGUGCUUGGGGAGCACUACCACUUCCGCAAGGCUCUCUCUCUUUUCCAAAGGCAUAUAGACAAGAAUGAGGAGCUCAAAGCUCCCUUGAAGGACUGGCUGCAAAGACUGACUCAAGACUGUGCUGCCUUUCUGCGCAUCCCAGCCGAAGACUGCCCUGCAUAUGCCUCGCUCCACCGCAUCCUCACCAAAGUGCUACGCAGAAGUGGGAUCCCACAUGUCAGCAGGCACUGCCCUGUCCAGAGCAACUCCAAAGAGGCAGCCCUUCUCUGCAUGGCAACUGAACUGUCCCGUGCCAUGAUGGACUGUGCAACCUUAGUGCAGAAACCCAUCAGUAGGGCCUGUGACCUCCCUGUUACUGUGGAAAUUGAUGGCACAAACCCAGGCAAGACAGCCUGGAGGAGUACGGGACUCUAUCUCCCUGAAGGACACAUGGCAGUUAUAACAUUCCCUUGCAUGGCAGUUGGUGCUGGUCUGCAGGUGCAGAUUGGAUGUCAUGCAGAUGACCUCUCUCAUGCCACAGAGCUGAAACGUGCCCCAGUGGUGAUACGCACCUGUGAUAUUAUCUGCCAGAAACAGUCUGUUUCCUGCCUGUGGGGUGGCCUGAUUUACAUCACAGUACCAGGAAAGAGUGUCCUGGGGAAAGUGUCCAUCACUGUAGAAGGGGCAGUCAGAGCUCCUUUCUUCAAGCUUGGGGAGACCUGUGAAAGCCAGUGGCAGGCCUGUAUCCGGCAUUACCCUGCUCCCUGGGCAGAAUUAGCUGUUGAGAAUCUUAUCCUGACGGUACCAGCUGACAGCAUUCGCCAUAUACAGAACCCGAAGCCACUGCUUAGCCUGUGGGACGAGAUUAUGGUGGCAAUAAGCACGUUGGCGGCCAUACCAACAAAAUUCUCAAGGCCGGAGAGGAUUGUAACAGAUGUCCAGAUCUCAUGUGGCUGGAUGCAUGCUGGCUACCCCAUCAUGGGCCACCUAGAUUCAGUGAAGGAGAUGGUUGACAUGAAGCACAUGCAAACCACUGGUCUUUGGGGUCCUGUCCAUGAGCUGGGACACAAUCAACAGCAGCAAGCAUGGGAAUUUUCCCCUCAUACUACAGAAGCUACCUGCAACCUCUGGUCUGUCUAUGUGCAUGAGAAGGUGCUGGGGAUUCCCAGGCAUCAGGCCCAUAAGGCGCUUAGGUCACAAUGUCGGGCGGAAAGGGUAAGAGGGUAUCUGAAAAAAGGUGCUCAUCUAAAGGACUGGGAAAUGUGGACUGCCCUGGAGACAUACCUGCAGGUAACUCUGGGAGAGUUGCAGGAGGGCUUUGGUUGGGAGCCCUUCACCCACCUCUUCUCUGACUACCAGAAAAUGUCCACCAUCCCAAAGGACAACCCUUCUAAGAUGAACUUGUGGGCACAGAAGUUUUCUCAGCAGGUGAACAGGAACCUGGCUCCUUUUUUUAUGGCCUGGGGAUGGCCUAUCAAGGAAGAGCUAUCCAUGGAACUGUCCUCUUUACCCAUCUGGGAACAGGACCCAAUGAAGUCCUAUAGAUCAUGAAGGAAACACAUCCAGAUCUUGAUUCUCAGAACUAGCUACAGCCUAUCAUUUUCUCCUUGUAUGCUGCAUGAUAUGUUCACAUUGUAUUUAGCUUUGCACUGAAUUCUUCAGCUUUUUGCUGUCUUAGGAUGGAAGCCAAACCUGGCAGAAACUCAGCAGAAGCCUGUGUGCUGCUCAGCUCCCAUCUAAGCCAUCUUCAGAAGAGUUAAAUAAUGAAUGAGCCUUGUGCUGCGUUCUUCACUUCAGAAGAAAUUUAAUUCGGGGUGGAUUUAGUUCCUGCAGAACCUUUCUCUGCUGAAAUUGAGGCUUUUGGGGUGCGUCAGUCACUGGAGCCGUCUCAGGGACAAUGCAAAUAGAAUAUGGAUCCGUAAAAUAAAUAGUAGCCUUCAUAAUGUUGUAUUUUUCAGUUAUGAUCUCAGCAACACAAGAUCUUCCCUACUGAUCUGAUUACCUGUAAAAUUCCUAGUCUUUAAUGUCUCUAAGUGUGCAGAACUUCUACACCUACUAUCAUGGAAUUAAGUGACCUUAUAGUGUUUAUAUACAGAGGCUGCUUAGCUGAUAUUGAAAUGCUGUUGAUUUCUUCCUACUCUAUAUUACUGUGUGACCCAAGAUCCAAGGUCCCAGCUUCUUUAUCUGAAACAAGUCAAUGAUGAGUUGUACCUGUCACACUCACCUUAGUCUGUGAGCAAGAUACUGUGAGCAAACCAUGCAGGAUGGGAAAGCAGAAAUAAAGAGCAAGAGGUGAGUUGAUUGUAGUCAGUAAUGGUUUAACACAUGGACUCAUUAAAGUUUUAUAAAAACAGGCACUGACAUGACUGCAUGAGGGAGCAGAGAGGAGGAAGGCAGAAGCUCAGCAAGAUGGAGGAUCAGCCUGUUCCAAGGAGCCAUGGAAGUUAACACUUUCCCACCUCAGACUUGCUUGGCUAGUACAACACACUGGUGACCAUGCCAGGGCUAGUGGGGAUAUUAAUGCUUAAGCUAAUAGCAUGCUAGUCCCAACUCAUACCUUGUGUAUCAGCAAUAAAUAAGACAAUUAUAGUGAACUCA
Dromaius novaehollandiae (emu) is the source of this 7809-nucleotide messenger RNA. RefSeq names its product TRPM8 channel associated factor 2 (gene TCAF2). The record is from RefSeq and is a predicted model, not a curated record. Gene Ontology annotation, cellular component: plasma membrane. The coding region runs from base 4027 to 6762 and encodes 911 amino acids. NCBI's taxonomy places the organism in Eukaryota, Metazoa, Chordata, Aves, Casuariiformes, Dromaiidae. The transcript has 8 exons. Gene Ontology annotation, biological process: positive regulation of protein targeting to membrane. Gene Ontology annotation, molecular function: transmembrane transporter binding.